This is a messenger RNA of Pelmatolapia mariae (spotted tilapia), 1905 nucleotides long. RefSeq names its product E3 ubiquitin-protein ligase Mdm2-like. The transcript is spliced from 13 exons. Gene Ontology annotation, molecular function: identical protein binding; ubiquitin protein ligase activity. The record is from RefSeq and is a predicted model, not a curated record. Bases 1 to 1905 code for a protein of 634 amino acids. Gene Ontology annotation, cellular component: nucleus. Gene Ontology annotation, biological process: negative regulation of apoptotic process; cell cycle; regulation of gene expression. NCBI's taxonomy places the organism in Eukaryota, Metazoa, Chordata, Actinopteri, Cichliformes, Cichlidae.
AUGGUAAAGUCAUCUGAUAAGGUGGGAGGCAGGGAAGAAGUAGCUGGAGUGCUGGAGGCAGGAGUUCUUUUUCCUGUCAAUGUGCAGUGGAUGCAGGUGGGACGAUGCGACGCACUGUGGGAGAGCUUCAAGUUGGCUGACAUGCCCCUUGAGGAAGGGGGUGUAGUCAUUCCACACAAUGAGGAGGGGCUCCACAGAGGGUCUUUCCCACCACAAGAGGAAUUUAGUUCACAGGAGUUCUGCCAUCUGGAGGUUUGUGGGUUGUGGUACGAGGAUUGUGUCUCUGAGAACGGGAAAAGGACAGGGGCGUGGUGGCCCACUGCAGGGACAAUCAGCUUCACCAUGUCAGCCGACAGCGAUACCAACACCUGUACCACGGAGGACGACAACAAACUGGUGAGACCAAAGGUAGAGUUCUGCUCUUUGCUGCAGCACGCUGGAGCCACUAAAGAUGUUUUCACCGUGAAGGAGGUAAUGUUCUACCUGGGUCAGUACAUCAUCCAGAAGCAGCUGUACGACCAAAAGCAGCAACACAUCGUCCACUGCGCCCAGGAUGCUCUGGGCCGUGUGCUGGGAGUCGACAGCUUCUCCGUGAAAGAGCCGCGGGUUCUGUUUGCGAUGAUCACCAAGAACCUGGUGGCUGUCAGGAGUCCAGAAUCAACAACAAGUCUGAGUGAGCCGCACAGCAGCAGCCAGACAGACAGAAUGACGGAGGCGGCAGAAACAGAAGGUCGCUCUUCAUCGCCUGACAGGAGGAGGAGAAGGUGGAGCUGCAGGAGCAAUGAGCCAGGUCCCUCACACAGUGUAGACGACGGGGAUGUUGAGGAAGACUCAGAGGAGGAGGAGGAAGAGGGAGGCACCAAAAGGAGACGGUCUGACAGCUACUCGCUGACGUUCGACGACAGCCUGUCCCGGUGUGUGAUUGGAGGACUUGGGAGCGGGCGAGAAAGACACAGCAGCCAAUCAUCUGACUCGCACAGCACAUCUGGGAGGUCAGAGGUCACGGACGCAGCGUCAGACUCUGACAGCGACAACUUCAGUGUUGAGUUUGAAGUCGAGUCCAUAGAUUCAGAUGAUUACAAUGAAGAUGAUGCUUCUCUCUCUGCUGAUGAUCAGGUAUAUGAGGUCACAAUCUUCGAAGCAGAUGACGAUGACUCCUUUGAUGAAGACACAGAGAUUACUGAAGCUGAUUACUGGCGCUGUGCGAAAUGCGAUGAGUUGAACCCUCCUCUGCCCAGAAACUGCCUCCGCUGCUGGGAUCUGCGCCAGGAUUGGCUACCUGAUGUGUCCGUCAACUGUGCCUCCUCCAGCCCUAAAGCCCUGCCCACAAAGCCGACCAACCUAUCAGCUGCCAAAGAACCUCCAGGUUCUGACAUGGAGGAGAAUGGAGUGGACGUUCCAGAUGGGAAAAGAUUAAAAACUCCUCCUCCUCUGCACUCGCUGUGUGCGUCCGACUCCACCUGCUUCUCCGCCGCUGCUGACUCCGCCUCCUCCGCACCAAACUCCCAGGAUCUCCUCUCAUGCUCCCAGCCUUCCUCCUCCUAUUCGCAGGAGAAGCUCUGGACUCCCGAAUCCCAGCCCUCCUCUUCCUCACACUCAUCCUCCAUUGAUUCUCAGGAGCUUCUCCCACCUUCCCCAGCUCCAGCUGCAGCUCCCGCUGCUCCUCCUACCACGCAAGUCCCCGAUACGGAGCGCAGCAUUUCGGCGGAGUGGCGUCUGCCGGACUCGUGCCUGGACCCAUGCCUCAUCUGUCAGUCGCGACCAAAGAAUGGCUGCAUCGUGCACGGACGGACCGGACACCUUAUCUCCUGCUAUGUCUGCGCCAGGAAGCUGAAGAAGAGGAACAAACUGUGCCCAGUCUGCAGGCUGCCCAUCCAGUCUGUCAUCCUCACCUACCUCAGCUGA